Talaromyces proteolyticus is the source of this 1082-nucleotide messenger RNA. Its product is annotated as putative carbonyl reductase. The record is from RefSeq and is a predicted model, not a curated record. The coding region runs from base 30 to 1082 and encodes 350 amino acids. The transcript is spliced from 8 exons. Lineage: Eukaryota; Fungi; Ascomycota; Eurotiomycetes; Eurotiales; Trichocomaceae.
CGAGUAUCCUACAAAUAUCAACGACGGUUAUGGAUCAGUUUCAAAAGAAAUUCUCUGUUGAAGACAUCCCUGACCUGGCUGGCAAGGUCAUCAUAGUCACUGGAGGUGCCACAGGAAUAGGUAAACAGACGGUAGAGCAACUAUUGAGCCACAAUGCCAAAGUAUAUGUCGCUUCUCGAUCAAAAGAAAAAUUUGAACAACUUUUCAACCACAUUGAGUCAGCCGAUCCGCAUAUGGCAGCAGGCUUGAACUUCCUCGAGCUUGAUUUAUCGGAUGCAACGAGUUGCAUCUCUGCGGCAAAGCACUUCGCUGAGCUUGAAGGAAGACUUGAUGUCCUUAUUGCGAACGCGGCAUUAGCUGUUGUACCAGAGACAUUGUCAAGUGAUGGAAUUGAGAUACAGUUUGGUACAAACUACUUUGGCCAUUUUGUCUUCACGCACAACCUUCUGAACCUGAUUCAAUACACGUCCGAAGCAUUUGGCGAAGCGAGGAUUGUCAUUGUUUCAUCGCAUGCUCAUGCCAUGUAUAAACCGGUUCUACCGGAAAAAAUCGACUUUGAAGGGUUAAGGAUGGAGGGAUCGAAGACUAUACAGAGCUUUGCCCAGGUGCAAGCUAGCUUGCAAAGAUAUGCACGUUCAAAGCUGGCAAAUAUAUUAUUUGCUCGGCGGCUCCACGCCCACUUUCAGACCACGGGCCAUUCCAACAUUCUUGUCAAUUGCCUCAACCCAGGCACAGUCGGCACUGCUCCUGGAACCGACUCAGCUGCGCUUCCGCCAAUUUUCAAGUUCCUCAACUCUUCGGUCGUCCGAUGGAUGAGCAUACCACCAGAGGACGGUGCUCUGACAACGCUGCUACUGGCUACAGACCCCGAGAUCAAGACAAAGUCAUUGAGUGGGCGGUACUUUGACGUUGGGCCUCUUGCUGGAAAGUUCUACUAUGGCUAUAGUUGGGAUGCCACAGACUCGAAAUUAUCUGAUGUUGCAAAGGAUGAGCAUCUCUCUGAGACACUAUGGAAGUGGAGUCUACAAGCGGAGGCGUCAAUUGGGCUUGCGAGACAGGCUACAGGCCAAGGACCCAGCUAG